This is a messenger RNA of Fusarium graminearum PH-1, 249 nucleotides long. RefSeq lists its product as uncharacterized. The record is from RefSeq and is a predicted model, not a curated record. NCBI's taxonomy places the organism in Eukaryota, Fungi, Ascomycota, Sordariomycetes, Hypocreales, Nectriaceae. The transcript has a single exon. The coding region runs from base 1 to 249 and encodes 82 amino acids.
AUGACGCGCAAGUUUAUCCAGAUGGGCAUGACGCGUGCGAAACGAUACGCAAACCACGCCGGCGGGCGCAAGUACGCGAAAGGAACAAACAAAGAGUUACCAAAGAGUGAGAAACAUCCUGAUAAGAAGGAGAAAGAAAGGGCGAGUCUCAUCUUUCGAGGGUAUUGGGAACGAUGCAAGGAGGAUGAGGAUUAUCAGGAUCUCAAGACCGAGUUUUUGAAACAACAGAAAGAACGGGAAAAGUCAUAA